This is a messenger RNA of Williopsis jadinii, 447 nucleotides long. Its product is annotated as NADH dehydrogenase [ubiquinone] 1 alpha subcomplex subunit 1. The transcript has a single exon. The coding region runs from base 1 to 267 and encodes 88 amino acids. The record is from RefSeq and is a predicted model, not a curated record. Lineage: Eukaryota; Fungi; Ascomycota; Saccharomycetes; Phaffomycetales; Wickerhamomycetaceae.
AUGAUUCCAUUCGAGGGUUUGCUGCCAUGGGGCAUUAUCUUGACUUUCUUGACCGCAGGUGGUUCUUAUGUGUCUGUCUCACGAUACCUGACCAACGAUAACAAGAGGGUUCGCUAUAACUUGGAUCAGUUUGAAAAACAACUCAUUGAACGUGACUUCAGAUUGACUGGUAAAUUCAGAGCGCAGAGUGAUGAAGCAGUUGCUCCACAGGCAUUCAAGACCAACGGUAUCUGGAAGCUGGAGAAGACCAGUUGGUGGAAGGAUUAAAAUGCUGCUGUUGUUUGUCUUUUCCUUUUGGUCCUGUCCUUCCAAUAUCCCAAUAAUGGCUGGACACUUAUUUAUUCCAAAGAUUAAAAAUUCUAUCCUUAUUUAUUUAUCUCUUUUUUUCUUUAUCUAUUUAUUUAUAAAUCAAUUAAUUGAUAUGAAAUGUAUACACAUAUUACAAAG